Molecule: messenger RNA, 3384 nt
Organism: Oncorhynchus gorbuscha (pink salmon)
Lineage: Eukaryota; Metazoa; Chordata; Actinopteri; Salmoniformes; Salmonidae
Product: nucleus accumbens-associated protein 1-like
Exons: 8
Biological process (GO): regulation of transcription by RNA polymerase II
Molecular function (GO): protein binding; RNA polymerase II cis-regulatory region sequence-specific DNA binding; DNA-binding transcription factor activity, RNA polymerase II-specific
Source: RefSeq, a predicted model, not a curated record
ACAGAUGGCGAUCCCCCUAACUUUGGCAACAACGUGUUGGAGUGUCUCAAUGAGCAGCGUCUCCAGGGGCUCUACUGCGACGUCUCCGUGGUUGUCAAGGGACACGCCUUCAAGGCGCACCGGGCGGUCCUGGCGGCCAGUAGCUCCUACUUCCGGGACCUGUUCAACGCUGGGGGGAAGAGCAGUGUGGUGGAGCUCCCCCCGGCCGUCCAGCCCCAGAGCUUCCAGCAGAUCCUGGCCUUCUGCUACACAGGCCGCCUCAGCAUGAACGUAGGGGACCAGUUCCUCCUCAUGUACACCGCAGGCUUCCUGCAGAUCCAGCAGAUCAUGGAGAAGGGCACCGAGUUCUUCCUCAAGGUCUCCUCCCCUAGCUGUGACUCCCAGGGUCUUCAUGCAGAAGAGACUCCGCCCUCCGAGCCCCAGAGCCCUGUCACUCAAACCACAGGGGGAGGGGCUGGGGUGGUUUCCACGGCAGCAUGUAGGCCCGCCUCCUGCCUGACACCCCUCCCCCUGGUGUCGAGGGUGAAGACUGAGCAGAGCGGGACUACGCCACAACCCACACCACAGCAGCAGGAGGCCACUUCCUACUCGGUGGUGUGCAGCCCUGUCGCCAAGCGCCUGUGGGAGGGGGCAACCGCGGUGACGGGGAGGGGGUCGGGAGGAGGAGGGGGGUCCAGGAAAGCCGCCCGCUACUCUUCCUCCUCCGCCUCCUCAAACAACUGCAACUCCCAAGAUGCAACGGGCAGAAAUGUUGUUAACCACAGUAACCAUAACAACAACAACAGUAACCAUAACAGCAGCAGCGUGGGGACGCCGGACGGAACGAGUCCGGGGACGCUGAGCAUGUACACCAGCGACUCGCCCCUUAGUUACCAUGAUGACGAGGAGGAAGAGGAAGUGACCGACGACAGCGCUGAAGAGCAGUACAGGCAGAUCUGUAACAUGUACACAAUGUACAGUAUGCUCAAUGUGGGCGCCACAGUAGCGGGCGAGCGCGUGGAGUCCCUACCGGAGCACCUCACGGCCGAGACCCGGGGCGGCAGGGGGGUGAGGCUACGCCAGGAUCUGGCUUCGCUACCUGCCGAACUCAUCAACCAGAUAGGUAACCGGUGCCACCCACGGCUGUACGAGGAGGGGGACCCUGCAGAGAGGCUGGAGCUGGUGACGGGUACCUCCGUGUUCAUCUCCCGCGCCCAACUCAUGAACUGUCACGUCAGCGCCGGCACGCGGCACAAGGUCCUACUGAGGAGGCUGCUGGCCUCUUUCUUCGACAGGAGUACUCUAGCGAACAGCUGUGGGACGGGGAUCCGCUCUUCUACAAACGACCCCAGCCGCAAGCCCCUGGACAGCAGAGUACUGCACGCCGUCAAGUUUUACUGCCAAAACUUUGCGCCGAGCUUCAAGGAGAGCGAGAUGAACGCCAUCGCGGCUGACAUGUGCACUAAUGCCCGCCGGGUCGUCAGGAAGUCCUGGAUCCCGAAGCUCAAGCUCCUCAUGGCCGAGGGUGACGCCUACUCCGCUUUCCUCCAAUCAGACGCCAUCAAGAUGGAGGCCGACGCCCUGGGGGCGGAGCAUGGGUUCGACCCCAACUCCCUGGCAGAAGAGGCGGCGGCAGCAGCCAAUAGCGAUGCGGGACCUUCUUCGGGGGAGGGGUUACAAGGCGUUGUGGGCGGAGACGGCAGCACUUUGUUUUAAAGUGAGUGGGCUUAUUGUGAUCUUAUUGGUCGAUGGUCUUUGAUCAUUGCUCCCGGAGAUACUUCCUCCCCCAGUUUUAGGUUGUUUUUUAAUGUCACUUUUCCAUAUUUUAAUCUCUUCCCUCAAUACUUGGAAUUUCAUUUAUUAUAUCCAUCUGUUACAUCCCUUGUUCUCUCUCUCUCGCCGUCCCAGACCCAUGUACAUAGUGUCUGCCCCCUUUUGGGCGGGAGAGAGAUGGAGGGAUAGAGGUGUAGAAAGAAAGAGGUUUGUCAUGUAAGGGGGGGGUUAACCUAGAAAUAUUCCCUGAUCCCAUUGUAGAAUCUUUUCUUGUUUUAAUGUUUGUUUUAAUGUUUGUUUUCUGGUUGGCGAAGGUCCUUUCUCCUUUCCAUAUCGCUGAAACACAUUCCCUAGGAGGGGGGGCCUUUUGGGUUGGAUGGUGGUCGGAUUUGAAUGGGGUAGUAAUGGGAGGGAGGAGGGGGGGGGGGUCUCCACUUGACGGUCUAAUAACACUGUUUUGAUAAUGAAUGUAUCGGUCGUGAAGCGUUGUCAAGUCACCUGUAUGUAUUGUCUGUGGACAGUAGAUUGUAAUGGAUUGAUUUGAUUAGAUUGUAUUCAUCAGCUUAUAUAGAGACUCUGGAAGUCCAACUGAAGGCUAUUUUAUGGGGAGGGGUUGAUAUUUGUGGGGGGGGGGGGGUACGUAAAGGCUUAAUGGUUGAAGUAGGUGUAUGUAUUCUGUAUAUUGGCAGGACUUUUGGACCACCCCCCUAACCCCCCCCCCCCACCCUCCUUGACCCUGAAAGUGACCAUUUAGAGGGCAGUUUUCAUUCCUACUUUUUCACUUUUCAUUUGUGACUCUCUUAUCAUAGUUUUUUUCUCUUUGCGUGUGCGACAUUUGACUUGUUGCCAAGAAUCCCUGAAAAGCAGAGAUGUGUUACUGAAAGAUGGUUGAACAGUUGGUGACUGGAUGAGGAAGAAGUUGCUCUGAUCUCGUAUUCAUGUUGAUGAUGCAGUAUGAUUUCCUAUACGUCUACUGAAUUCUGUGUAGAGGGAGAGAGAGGGAGGAGUAAGGGACCGUUUUAAAAUCAUGUCAGCUCACGCCCAUAUUCACAUUUCGAAGGAAAGUGACAUAUUUGUUGUCUCUCACUAUUAAGCAAGUAAUAACUGAAUAAUGUACUUGUCUUGCACUAUAAUACUAUAAUACAAGUCUUAUCCAAAUACUAGAAUCGUCUCCAUUUGACCAAGCUUGAAGCUGUGGGCUAGGGUGUAGGGGCUAGGGUGUAGGGGCUAGGGUGUAGGGGCAUUAUGUUAGAUGUGUGUACUGUGUAGUGUACACAGGGUGGACCCAUUCUGUAUUUGGUUUCGUUAUGGACUGAGGGAGGGUUGGUGUAUCCUGCUAAGAGGCAUUCAUGACACACACACACACACACACACAGACACACACACACGGAUUAAAGUACCCUAGAGGACUAAUCCCUAUACAUCCUGGGCGGACACAAUGGUGCCAAUUAAAGUAAUACGCCACACACACACUAUGCAUGUCAGUGUGUGGAUGGUGACAGAAGUGUGUGUUGUCACAUGUGGCAGAGAGUGAGAACCCAGACGGAGUGUGUUCACACAGGCUUGGCUGACUCGUUCAUCCAUCCAUCUCUCUCUCUCACACACACACACACACACACACACACACACACA